UAUGGCAUUUUAGUAGAUUAUUAAUUUUGGUUAGAGGGGAAUUUUUGAAAGAAGGAAAUUUAGGAUUUUAUUUUUAAAGAUUUUGGGAAUUGGUUAAAAGAGGGUUAGGAGUUGGUUUAGAGUAUUUUUGAGCAAUUUUGAGGGUGUGGAAUUGAUGGUGUUGAUAUAGUGAGUGUAGUCAGUAAGAGCAGAAUGAAUUUGAGGGAAAAUGAAGAUAUCAAAUUAUUUCGGAAGCCCGAGAACUCUGGCAUCAUGCAUAAAGCCAAUAGAUUGAUGAGAAAUAGUUCAGCAUUUGGUCAGAGGCUGUCUCCAAGUUCUCCCCUAGCUUCUUCGUUGAUCUUGUAUUCUCCCGGUAACUUCAAAGCUAUGAGAGCUAAGAUCCAGGAUUAUUCACCUGUUUGAUCAUAUGUGAGAAGCCAAAAGAGAAAUUUUAACAGUUCUUCAUUUAAGAUCUCUGCCAACAAAAACAGACCAGGCAGUUUAAUAGAGCAAGAGCAUCAGUUUGAAAAGAAGUAUAAGUGCAAGCAGAGUCUAAAAGCAUCUACUAAAUAUAGACCAAAGAAGCCUUCGAAGAUCUUCGUGCCGAAGAUCAGCACAGACUUCUCUUAAGAGACCAAAUUGCUGAUGGACUUAGAGCCGUCAGCUGCAAGAACAUCAGGUGUAGAGUGCUAUCCAAGUAUCAGAUUGAGAGAGAAGGCGGCAAGUCGAAGAAAGUCAUCGUCGGCAAUUUCUGAAAGAAACGAAGAUUUCACAGAAAAAUCAGGUUUUCUAAAGGCUACCACAACACCACAGACUUAAGCAAGAUUCUUCCGAUUUUCAACAACAAAAAGUUGAGAAACUUCAACAAGCCCAAAGAACAGAAGUCAGCCAAUGAACUGACUUCAAAGGAGUUCUUAUUGGUGGAAAACAAGAUCAGACAACUGAACUGUAGAGUCAGGAAGCCUCCCAAUUUUGUUGUUGGGAGUGGUAACUCAGAGUGCUUCAUUAAGGAUUUCUAAGACUUAGUUUAUAUGGCCGCAUAC
Molecule: messenger RNA, 1022 nt
Organism: Moneuplotes crassus
Lineage: Eukaryota; Ciliophora; Spirotrichea; Euplotida; Euplotidae
Source: the annotation of a GenBank genome assembly